Cotesia congregata is the source of this 195-nucleotide messenger RNA. The record is from the annotation of a GenBank genome assembly. NCBI's taxonomy places the organism in Eukaryota, Metazoa, Arthropoda, Insecta, Hymenoptera, Braconidae.
AUGCAUGAUGAGAUCUCAAGGAUUUUAGGGCAUAGGGUUACCCUCGAGCCUAUUGACCAUCCAAGAAAAAGCGAACUCUGGCUGAGUGAAAUCAGGCUCUGCUACGACUUCAACUUCCAUCUUAUGAAUUGUCCACCAGAUUCUAAGACGCUAAAUACUGAGAACGAGGACAUGAAGAUGAUUUAUUCUUUAUAA